This is a messenger RNA of Erpetoichthys calabaricus (reedfish), 4401 nucleotides long. RefSeq names its product nuclear factor related to kappaB binding protein (gene nfrkb). Lineage: Eukaryota; Metazoa; Chordata; Cladistia; Polypteriformes; Polypteridae. Gene Ontology annotation, cellular component: Ino80 complex. The record is from RefSeq and is a predicted model, not a curated record. Bases 347 to 4249 code for a protein of 1300 amino acids. Gene Ontology annotation, molecular function: protease binding. The transcript is spliced from 26 exons.
UCCGUCCCGAAAGACGCUCCGCACUUCCUGCUUUUCUUAGCCGCCGUAUUAGCCGGAGUUGGAAAGGAGAGUAGAAGGUGAAAAGUAGGGGAAGACGAGCGGAUGGACACACGGAGAAUCAGCUGGUCAGUAAACAGACAAGCCGGUGGUUCCUAGGGUGGAGGCAGAGUAGGAAUCUUUGAAGGAGAUUGUCCGUGGACGCAGUGAGCAGAUACAUAAGCACGGAAGUGAAACACCGGAGAAUAUGAGACGCCGGAGAACGUCUGUUUAAGUGCCGGCACGGAGAAAGCUGCAGGUGGAGUCGCGAGAUAUUUAAAAGUGCCGUUAAGCACCGAGUGUUGAGAAUAUGGAAGUGCUGGAUCAGAUGUUGCAGGACCCUUUAGACCAGGGUCCUGGCACUGAUGAGCAUGGGGGCCGCAUUAUGGAGGACUGCAUGCUUGGAGCCACCCGUGUCAGCUUGCCUGAGGACCUUCUGGAGGAUCCAGAAAUCUUUUUUGACGUGGUGAGCCACAACACUUGGAAGGAUGUUCUGACAGAUGCACAGCGAGAACAUCUCCGCCAGUUUCUACCCCAGUUUCCAGAUGGGAAUUCUAGAGAUCAACAGGAAGCCAUCAUUGCAGAUCUUUUUGGGGAUAAGAACUUCCGGUUUGGGAACCCCUUGCAUAUUGCCCAGAAGCUCUUUCGAGAUGGCUAUUUUAACCCUGAGGUGGUGAAAUACCGGCAGCUGUGUCUCAAAUCGCAGCGCAAACGAUAUGUUUAUUCUCAGCAGCAGUAUUUUCACAAGCUGCUGAAGCAGAUCCUCAUUUCCAGAAAGGAACUUUUGGACAUGGCUCGGCGAAGUGGACCAGACUUAGUUUUGAAGAGGCGCUAUCCAUCCCCAUCCACCCGCCCCGAAGAAAGAGAGCAGCGGGCCAAAAGGCGCGUGGCAAAGAUUCUGCGAGAGGUUAAAGAAGAGUGUGGAGACAGCACAGUGUCUUCGGAUGAGGAGGAUGUCAGCUUUUGGCUCCCUUCUUCUUCCCCACCUCCUGCUCUAAAUGCAACUGUAACUCUUAGGAUGGUUCCAACACUGUCCACACAGGACAUGAAGACCACAGAGAAGCCUGACCUAGGAGAGACGGCCCUGAAGGUGAUGCUGAAGAAGCACCGGGAGAGGAGGAAAUAUCAGCCAGAUCGUCCUGAUUUGAUGACCUCUGACCUCAGCCUAAAUGACAUUAUGUCCAGAGUGAAUGCGGGCCGUAAGGGCUCUCUUGUUGCACUGUUUGACCUGGCUGUCCCAAAAAGGAAGGUCAAGGAGAGAGAUGAGAGGAAGAAGAAGAAGAUGAAAGCAAUCAAAUUAGAGCCAGAGGACCACUCUGAAGUCAUAGGGGUACCUGAAUGCCCCCUGGAGCCUACUGUGGAACCCACUACCCCAGUUUUGCCUGCUGUCAAAGAGGAGCCUCCAGAGGAAGUGAAAAACACACUCUUUGUAGAGGAAAUUGCAACAAGUUUUUUUAGCCUACUGGAGGGCAUUCUGCGGCUGGAAGGGCAACUGAGCCUGACCACGAUUGAGGAGAAGGUCACUCAGUGGCAGGCCUCCCCCGCCAGCACCCUGAACCCCUGGUUCUCUUUAUCUCCUUGCUGGUCUGAGCUGGUGCUCUCGGCGUUUCACUUUCUAGCAGGAGAGAGCAAAGCUGGAGCCAUGUCUCUGCCCAGUGGGUUUUCACCCUAUGUGGAGUUCCGAGAGAAAAGUCAGCAGUGGAAGUGGAUUGACACCAGCCAGGACACAGAGAAGGACCUGAGUGCCCUUUGUCAGUUGUGGCUUGAGACCAAGGAUCAGAUGAUUGUCAAGCAGGAAAGUGAAGAGCUAACAGACGUGACACCACCAACUCCUCGAGUGCGGACAGACUAUGUGGUGCGGCCUAGUACAGGUGAGGAGAGGCGGUUCUUUCAGGAGCAGGAACGCCAGCGCUAUGACCAGCCCCACAAAGCCUUUACCUUCCGCCUUCAUGGGUUUGAGUCUGUGGUGGGGCCCGUCAAAGGCGUCUUUGACAAGGAGACCUCCCUCAACAAGGCCAGAGAACACUCGCUGCUGCGCUCUGACCGUCCCGCAUAUGUUACUAUCCUGUCUCUUGUACGAGAUGCAGCAGCGCGCCUUCCAAAUGGAGAGGGUACCCGUGCAGAAAUUUGUGAGCUCCUCAAGGACUCCCAGUUCUUGGCACCUGAGGUCACUAGUGCUCAGGUGAACACAGUUGUCAGUGGGGCUCUCGACCGCCUGCACUAUGAAAAAGACCCGUGUGUGAAAUAUGACAUUGGUCGAAAGCUCUGGAUCUACCUGCAUCGGGACCGAAGUGAGGAAGAAUUUGAAAGAAUACACCAGGCACAGGCAGCAGCUGCCAAAGCCAAAAAGGCUCUACAGCAGAAACCAAAACCUCUGCAGAAACCGAAGUCUGCUCCCAAGGAAGGGUCCAAGACGCCUGUUGGUACUCCUGGUGAGCAGGUUCAGCUUAGCACACCUGAAGCAGGCCCUUUGCAGACAACUGUCUUACCUGUGACUCCCACCACCCCGAAGUCACCCACACCCCCUAUAAUAGCAGCCACUAAGACAGUAUCCACCUCUGUUCCUGAUCCUGUGAAGCCCAACCAAAGCCUGCUGCUAGUGUCCUCCCCGUCAAUGCCUCAGCUUAGUACUCUGCUAUCAGCCAACCAGACUGCUCAGCAGUCUCCAGCUGGAACGCAGCCUACAACUCGGGUGGUUGCACAUCCAGGGACAGGUUCUCUUCCCCAAGUGCGAGUGGUCACAGCUCCAACUGGCCUGGCCACAUCUGCUGGAUCCCAACAGGCUUCACUGGUGCAUCCAACACAGCAUCAGAUCCGACUGCCGGUCACCGUUGCCCACACCAAGGCACUGCCACAGACGGUGGUUACAGUGCCGUUAAAGACACAGGCAGGAGGCAGCACUACACCAGUGCAGGUAACCCGGACCCAAACUGGCAUCACUUUUGCAGGACUGGCAACUGGUGUGAGUGCCACCAAAUCAUCACUGACUACUCCAGGCAGCCCUGCCCAAACGUCGAGCCCUACGACUGUCCUGCAGAGUGUUGCAGGGCAGAAUGUCAUCAAGCAGGUGGCAAUCACUGGGCAGCUAGGCAUGAAGUCUCAGACAGCAAGCAGCAUUCCACUGACAGCCACCAACCUGCGAAUCCAGGGCAAGGAUGUGUUGCGUCUGCCGCCCUCCUCGAUCACUACUGAUGCCAAGGGCCAGACAGUACUCCGCAUCACUCCAGACAUGAUGGCAACACUGACAAAGUCACCUGUCACCACUGUCAAGCUCACUCCUGACAUGCUCAGUGCUGCAGCUGCCUCAGGUCGGAAGGGGAUUUCUGCCACACUUCAUGUGACCUCCUCUCCUGUGCCUUCCACUGUUUCUUCUGCUGAAACGCCCACAGUCAAGUCGCCAUGCAGUUCCACCUCUACCACAGCAGGGGGUGCCACCACAUUAGUUAAAGUUCAGCCGGAGGUGAAGACUACGGACACCUCAAUCCGACUUAUGCCUGCUCUGGCUGUGAACAUGGCUGAUCAAAAGGGGAAGACAAUUACAACAGUCACUUCUUCUGACACCAAACCUGCCACCACUAUUCGGAUCAUGCCUGGUUUGGGUGUCAUUCCUCAAAAACCAGGACAAACCAUUACUGUUGCCACAGCAGCAGGCAAGCAUGUGCCAGCUUCCACUGGGGUGGCAGUCUCUAGUGCCACCACAGUGACAAUAGCAACUGGCAGUAUGGCUACUGCUAAAGGGGUAAGCAUGGCUUCAGCAGCGGGAACACCCAUUGCCUUGAGUACAGGGACAGCUACUGUGCGCCAGAUGCCAGUGAGUGCCACAGUGGUGUCCACCACACAGCCGGGUAAACUUCCUGCCCGGUUCACUGUGCCACUGUCAGUCCUCAGUCAGCCCCUGAAAGGGAAGAAUGUGGUGACCGCUCCAAUUCUGAAGGGCAACAUUGGAACAAACAUCAGCAGUCUAGGACGCAACAUCAUCUUGACCACAAUGCCAGCUGGCACCAAGCUCAUUGCUGGCAACAAGCCUCUAAGCUUUGUCACAACACAGCAGCUCCAGCAGCUUCAGCAGCAGGGACAAGCCACUCAGGUACGCAUCCAGACGGUCCCAGCCCAGCAGCUGCAGCAGAGGACUGCUUCCGGUUCGCCAAAACCCGUUUCCACUGUGGUUGUAACGACGGCUCCAUCACCAAAGCAACCGCCGGACCCCCAGUAGAUUUUCUCCUGCUUAUGCGUCUUUGGACUCUUGUCAUUCCUUUUUUUUUUUUUUUUUGUGACUGUCGUGGUGUGCGUGUGUGUGUGUGUGUGUGUGUGUGUGUGUAUGGAACAUGGCCCGUCUGUCAGAACUGUAAUAAAUAAUGGACUGUU